Dermacentor albipictus is the source of this 1416-nucleotide messenger RNA. Its product is annotated as vacuolar protein sorting-associated protein 4-like. The record is from RefSeq and is a predicted model, not a curated record. Gene Ontology annotation, biological process: vacuole organization; endosomal transport. Lineage: Eukaryota; Metazoa; Arthropoda; Arachnida; Ixodida; Ixodidae. Gene Ontology annotation, molecular function: ATP hydrolysis activity; ATP binding.
UGCGAGACGCGCGCAUGUUUUCAAAAGAAGACGCAGAAGAAGCCGUGAGUAUGGCGGAGCUGGAGUCCCUCAUGCGGAAAGCCCAAGACCAGAUCCAGCAGGCAGUGCGCGCCGAGGUGUUUGAGGGCAACAUCAGCAAGGCCGUCACCCUGUACGCCCUCGCCGGAGGAGUCUACGUGGACGCACUUCGAGAGGUGCGAGCUCGUUGUACCAGCUGCAUGGGUCGCCUACGCGCGCUCAAGGACUACGCGACGCCUCGGCGCCGUGCCUCUGCUGAAGCCGACACAGAGGACGCUGGUGCGCGGAAACCGGAAGAGUCCGAUUCGGGAUCCGACGACGACGACGAGGAGGCCGGUCUCAUUACUGGUCCCGACUAUGAGAUGAUCUGUCACUUGGAAGGCGUGCUGAUACUCGGCAAAUCCUCCUGCGGACCCUGCAGUGACACCGGCCUGGUUGAGCUCGUCCCCAAGGUGCUACGACUGGCAGGGCUGGCGUCCUCCCAUUCCCGGCGUCGUUCCCGCUCACCCGACCGGCGUCCCGUGCGAAAGGUGCUUCUGUACGGUCCUUCGGUGACGGGCAAGACGUGCUUGGCCAGUGCCAUUGUGGCACGUAACACCAAUGCCACCGUCUACUAUGUGUCAACACCCGUGCUGCUCAAUAGGUGUCGCCUCAGGGGGGACGUCGUGCUAGUUCACUCGCUGUUCGACGACGCUCUACGCCGGUCACCGUGCGUGCUCUGCUUCGACGACCUCGACGCGUUGUGCAGCCUCCCAAAGUCGCCAAGGGACCAGGAGCGCCUGCGGGCCCUGAAGUGCGCGUGGCUGGAGCGCGUGUCCCGGCUGCCGUCCAAGGCGGGCCCCGUGCUCGUGCUGGGCGUGAUCAACAACCCGUGGCUGCUGGACGACGACGUGCGCUCGCAGUUCGAGCGCAUCCUGUUCGCGCCGCUGCCCCAGGAGGCCGACCGGCUGUGCCUGCUCAAGCAGCUCGUGCGCAGCCCGGCGCUCACCGACGAGGACUACAGACUGCUGGCCAAGCGUACCGAAGGUUUCACGAGCACCUUCCUCGCCAUGCUGGCGGCGGACGCACAGCGCAACGCACGCGCCGUGUGCGAGCACGUGUACGACCGGGCCGUGGACGCAUCGGGCGCGCUCAAGGUGACCCUGAGCGACAUCCUCACCUCCAUGGAGAAAGUAGAACUGCCGGAGUCUGUGAGCCGCAGGAGCAGCGUCACCAGCUCCAAGACGGAGUCCACCACAGUCGCGCUGCCUUAGUGCAACGUGCAGCGACCGAAGGGGGGGCCGUAAGCCGCGACAGGUCUUGGGGGGAAAAAGUAUCGGUGAGGCUGGAGAUACACGGGCCAUCGCUGUCUCUUUCAUUUUUUCUUUUCUUUUUUGAUUAAAGUUUCUGGAAAAGAAG